Molecule: messenger RNA, 545 nt
Organism: Castor canadensis (American beaver)
Lineage: Eukaryota; Metazoa; Chordata; Mammalia; Rodentia; Castoridae
Gene: Tceal9
Product: transcription elongation factor A like 9
Source: RefSeq, a predicted model, not a curated record
GGGUACCAGUUUCCUUUAGCCCUGCAAGCGGAGGAGCAGGAGGCCAGCGGGUGGAACCAGCUCGCGGGAAUUUUGCAGGUCUGUUCUAGCACUGCCCAAGGCUAAAAAAGUAAGAGGCAGAAACUGACUGGAUCAAUACGAAGUAGUUGCUUUAAAAGAGGAAUAGGCAGGAAGAAGGAAAGAAGAAAGAAGCAGACAGUCACAAGAUGAAACCUUGUCAAAAAAUUGAAGGAAAACCAGAAAAUGAUGAGCCAAAGCUUGAGGAAGAGCCAAAGCCUGAGGAAAAGCCAGAGGAGAAGGAAGAACCAGAGGAGGAGGAGGAAGAGGAGGAGGAGGAGGAGGAGGAAAAAACUAAAGAAACUUUUAGAGAAAGGCUGAUUCAAUCUCUCCAGGAAUUUAAAGAAGACAUACAUAACAGACAUUUAAGCAAUGAAGAUACAUUUAGAGAAGUGGAUGAAAUAGAUGAGAUAAGGAGAGUAAGAAAUAAACUCAUAGUGAUGCGUUGGAAGGUUAAUCGAAACCAUCCAUACCCCUAUUUAAUGUAG